Actinia tenebrosa (Australian red waratah sea anemone) is the source of this 3041-nucleotide messenger RNA. RefSeq lists its product as uncharacterized. Lineage: Eukaryota; Metazoa; Cnidaria; Anthozoa; Actiniaria; Actiniidae. The record is from RefSeq and is a predicted model, not a curated record. Gene Ontology annotation, molecular function: calcium ion binding.
AGAAGAUCAAGCAGUUGCAUCUGUUUUGGCCGUGUUUUCAAGCGGCGUGAAAGUUGCUCCAAAUUCAAUCCUAAAUUAUUAUUUUAACAACUAUUACAGUCGUCAGGAAAAAAGAAAAAUUCAAGUUAAGAAUGGUUUCCGUUCUUCCAAAUACAACURAGAACCUGAGUUCUCCUUUUGAUGUUCAUGUCUUAGAGGACCAAGUUCGGCUUGUAGUGAAGGCUAGGAACGUGAGGUUGACCGAGUAUUUUAAGGACUUUGAUCGUCUACGAACAGGAUUCAUUACCAAGCCCCAGUUUGACAGAUGUCUAGACCAAUUGUUUGGUAUUGUGUUAAGCCCAGAGCAGGACAUGCUUCUGAUGGAAAAAUAUGGUAGUGAUCCUAAACAGAAGAACAUGGUCAACUAUAGAAAGUUUUGUGAGGUUAUUGGAGCAGUGUUUGAUCCAAAUUAUCUUCAAGAGGAUCCUUCCACACAAAAGAUUGGUCCUGAUGCAAGUGAAACUAUUGACAGAAGACCACUGAGUCCUGCUUCUCUGGCCAAGUGUGAUGAAUUGUUGAUGAAAAUGGUAGUACACUAUAAAUACCAUGGAAUUAACAUCAAGACCUGCUAUGCUGACUUUGAUAAACACCAUAUUGGGGUAGUCACUGAACCGCAGUUUACUCGCAGCUUCCCUGGUCCUCCAGACAUCACAGAAGGAGAAGUCAUGUUACUCGUCAGGAAGUACAGAGAUAUCGCAAGGCCAGGUCUUUGUAAUUAUUAUAACUUCCAUUUUGACAUCGAAGAAAAACAGCAAAGGCUUAGAGAUGAUGCUGAUUUCACUAGGUUUGCACCGGACCAGGGCUGGGCCAACUUAGGAUACAGGGGGCCAGGUACUCCUACUAUUCAAGAUAUCUUUGAGAAAAUCCGCGUUGCUGUCUUUAAAAACGGUAUAAGAACAACAGAGUUUUUCCGUGAUCACGACAAGCUGAGAAGUGGCAUCAUAACAGAAAACCAGUUCGUUUGUGGAUUGAGUCUCUGCUGUGGUUCACAAGCUAAUCUGAGCCGAAACGAGAUYCAAAAAGUAAUCGAUCAUUACAAAACUGAUGAUGGUCGCGUUCACUAUCAAGGUUUCUGUGACAUGAUGGAAAAKGCUUUUACCUUGCGCGACCUCGAGAAAAUGCCAACAGCUGAGCCUUACAGGCCCCCAGUGGGUGCCCUCGCCAAGGCGCCUAACAUAUUGAGUCCAGAAGAAGAAGCCCGUGUUGAAGAAAUUUUGACAGGACUGAUUUCUAAAGUGCGUAAGAGAAGAAUAAUGGUCUAUCCUUACUUCAAGGACUUUGAUAGGAGUAAGGGAUACACGAGAGGAGUAACCAAGUCGCAGUUUGCUAGAAUGCUGCAUUUCUUAUCGUUGGAUUUACAACCACUUGACCUCGAGUUGAUCUGUAAGAAGUACGAGUAUCCUGUCGGUGGAGAUAUCAACUACCCAGCAUUCAUCCAGGCUAUUGACUCAGAAUAUACUGGUACUUCUAUGACACUGUCCGAUAAAUCAGAGCACAAUAGCGAAAGUACGGGUGCACCAAAGGAACCUAUAGUGGACUUGAACAGCGUUGAUCCCCAGGAUCUGAUUGGUCGAAUAAGACAUCACGUGCUUGUUAACAGGCUAAGGGUGGAAGAAUUUUUCCAGGACUUUGAUCCCCUUCGUCAUGGCUCUAUCAGUGUUACUCAGUUUAGACAGUGUCUAAACUCACUUGGCCAGACUAACCUAACUGAAGCUCAGUUCCAAGUUUUAGCACGGCAAUAUGCCGACGUAAAAAGACCAGGAAAUGUUAUGUGGACUAAGUUUCUCACAGACGUUGAGAUCGUGUUUACAAGACGUGGCCUCGAAAAAGUACCAGCCUAUGAAGUAUCUCCCAUGGAAACCUUUCAAAUGCCAAGGCCUGGAGCUCGAACCAACCUAGCAACCAUUGAACAGGAUCAGGUCCUAGAUAGCAUUAUGCUGCGCAUGCGCAGUAAGAUACAAGAACGCCGUAUCUURUGCAAGCCCAUUUUCCAAGAUUUUGACAAGCACAAUAAUGGUCACGUGACUAAGUCUCAAGCCCGCCAGUGCAUGCUCAAUCUGGGUCUCACCAACGAUGAACAUGAAAUGAAGCUAAUAGAGGGAAGAUAUGCCAACGACAUUGGCUUUAACUACACGGAAUUCCUUGAAAGGCUUCAGCCCUCACACAAACCCCAACACAUGUACGUGAAACGACUGGAAGAGAUAGAGAGGGUUAACAACAAGACCAUGCCCGACCUGGGUGAAGACAACUUGAACUUCAUCAUGCACAAGAUCAAGUGUAAAGUCAUGAAAGAAAGGAUAAGAGUAURUGAAUGGAUGAAAGAUUACGAUAAACUGAGAACUGGAAGAAUGAGCAGGGUGAACUUUGCUCGAGCUAUGGAUGUCAGUUCGCUCGGACUGACCAAGAUGGAAGUGGAAAAGAUAAUGGAUGCAUAUGCUUCUUAUGGUUAUCCAGACUUUGUGGACUAUCUUCAGUUCUCUGACGAUAUUGAAGAAAUCUUCACUAUCAAAAACUUAGAAAAGAUGCCACUGGUUGUCCCAGAGCAGUUCAAACCCCACGUAGAGAGUGAAAACACUAAACUGUCACCAGAAGCGGAAGCUAUGCUUGAACGCGUUAUGCACCGUUUGGCAGACCGCGUUCGAAUCAGACGCAUYCAGAUUUUCCCGCUCUUCGAAGACUAUGACAAGGUGCAUAAUGGGACCGUGUCACGUGGUCAGUUYCACCGCGUACUCAGUGAGCUUGAUCUUGGCGGGCUUGUGAGUAGAAGGGAAUUCGAAGUUCUAUACCAGAAAUUUGACGUCAUUAUCGGUCUCAAGCACGACUUCAAUUACAUCUCGUUUUGUGAUAUGAUAAAUGAUUAUGCAAACUUUGAAUAUGGAAUGCCCUAAGAAACGUACUCGCUUUGUAAUAUUUUGUCAACUGUGUCAUAAAUUUUUAUGUAUGCGUAAAAAACUACAUUUAAUUCAAAUUGUAUAAAGGAUACUGGGAGAAUAAAAAUUCAU